Prunus armeniaca (apricot) is the source of this 321-nucleotide messenger RNA. NCBI's taxonomy places the organism in Eukaryota, Viridiplantae, Streptophyta, Magnoliopsida, Rosales, Rosaceae. The record is from the annotation of a GenBank genome assembly.
AUGGGUGUUGGUGGCGGGGCUGGCAAGUUUCGUGUGAAAGCCAGACGUGUUUAUGAACUGGAUGAAAAAAUUAUUCUGAAUAAGAAUGCUGACAACUUGUUCAUGCCGCUAGCUUUCGACCCAAAUGAUGAGGAUAUCUUCUACACAUGCGCGGAUCCCAACAACAUUGUCAUGUUCGACACUCGCACAAGAAGGUGGAGAAUGGUGGAUGGAAAGGGUACAAGCUUUACUAUGUUCUUCCCAUUAGUGAUCCCAUGGUGGCCAACACCAGUUCCUAGACUAUCACAACAUUCCCGACAUGCCCCCACGGAUUGUUCCUAG